Molecule: messenger RNA, 909 nt
Organism: Eubalaena glacialis (North Atlantic right whale)
Lineage: Eukaryota; Metazoa; Chordata; Mammalia; Artiodactyla; Balaenidae
Product: asialoglycoprotein receptor 2-like
Exons: 8
Coding region: 1-909 (302 amino acids)
Molecular function (GO): signaling receptor activity
Source: RefSeq, a predicted model, not a curated record
AUGGCGAGGGACUUUCAGGACAUCCAGCAGCUGGACUCUGAGGAGAACGACCACCAGCUUUGCAGAGGUGAGGGCCCAGGCACUCGCGGGCACAGUCCCAGGAGAGAAGAUCCAUUCUGGAAAGGGACGCCUCCUCCCCAGCCCUUUGUCCUGCAGCGUCUCUGCUCCAAGCUCCGCCUCAGUCUGCUUGUCCUGGGCUUCAACAUCCUGCUGCUGGUGGCUGUCUGUGUGAUGGGGUCCCAAAGAGCACAGCUGCAAGUGGAGCUGCAGACCCUAAAGGAAACUUUCAGCAACUUCUCCUCGAGCACCUUGAUGGAGAUCCUGGCUCUAAGCUCCCAUGGAGGCAGCGCCGGUGACAAGGUGACAUCUCUGGAAGCCAAGCUGGAAAAACAGCAGCAAGACCUGAAAGCAGAUCAUGCCACUUUGCUGCUUCAUCUGAAGCACUUCCCGGUGGAUAUGCGCACGCUGGCUUGUCAGCUGGCGUUCCUCCAGAGUAACGGCACAGAAUGCUGCCCCGUGAGCUGGGUGGACUAUGAAGGCAGCUGCUACUGGUUCUCUCGCUCCGGGAAGCCCUGGCCCGAGGCUGAGAAGUACUGCCAGCUGGAGGACGCCCACCUGGUGGUCAUCAACUCCAGAGAGGAACAGAAAUUCAUUGCACAACACACGAACCCCUUUCAAACCUGGAUAGGCCUCACUGACAGUGAUGGCUCCUGGAGAUGGGUGGAUGGUACAGACUAUAGGCACAACUAUAAGAACUGGGCUGCCACUCAGCCAAAUGACUGGCAGGGGCACGAGCUGGGGGGCAGCGAGGACUGUGCUGAGAUCCGGGGGGACGGCCGCUGGAACGACGAUUUCUGCCAGCAAGUGAAACGCUGGGUGUGUGAGAUAAAGCGGAACAUCACCAUCUAG